This is a messenger RNA of Paramuricea clavata, 708 nucleotides long. NCBI's taxonomy places the organism in Eukaryota, Metazoa, Cnidaria, Anthozoa, Malacalcyonacea, Plexauridae. The record is from the annotation of a GenBank genome assembly.
GAUCAGAUGAUAGCCCUAAUCUUAAGAAUUAUGACGAGCAAACAACUGGAGGAAUGUUUGAUCCUUAUCUUAAGAAUUAUGACGAGCAAACAACUGGAGGAAUGUUUGAUCCUUAUCUUAAGAAUUACGACGAGCAAGCAAGUGGAGGUACGUGUGACUAAAUAAGUUAUUACAGAUGUUAUGAAUGGUAAACAUUUUUUGAAGAUUUUCACUUGACCAAAAUCCAACUUACUUUUUGUAGUUUUUUAUUAACCUUUCAUUUUAAUCAAAAGUUCUGGUGGAAAAGCUUACAGUAAUCCGGGUAAUCGAAAUUGCCUGAACUUGCAUGUCAUUGAGCUUGAGUUUAAUCACUCAACAACUGUGGUAGGUAGGUAUACAGGUUUAAGCCGUUUGUGUUUCUCGGGAAUUAUUGCUGAACUUGUACAACCUUGGCAAGCCAAACAAACAGUCCUAUAUCACAGUUUUGUUUAGAAUUUUCUUUCUCUAAAUUUACAGGACUAUUCACGGCUGAUCAAAAACUGAACGGUAAGACAAAUAUAUACACUCGUCAAAAUGCAAAUGGUGCUCGUAGUGGCUAUGAAUGUCCAGAGGAACGAGAUUACCAUCCUUACUGGCAUCCUACAGAUUGGAUUGAUAUAGCGGUGUUAGCUUAUAAUGAAAGCAUGUGUCAAUAUUAUCAGAAAGAGAGUUUCAAUGUCAAACCUAAAG